This is a messenger RNA of Ctenocephalides felis (cat flea), 444 nucleotides long. RefSeq names its product DNA polymerase subunit gamma-1, mitochondrial-like. Gene Ontology annotation, biological process: mitochondrial DNA replication. Gene Ontology annotation, cellular component: mitochondrion; gamma DNA polymerase complex. Gene Ontology annotation, molecular function: 3'-5' exonuclease activity; DNA binding; DNA-directed DNA polymerase activity. Lineage: Eukaryota; Metazoa; Arthropoda; Insecta; Siphonaptera; Pulicidae. The record is from RefSeq and is a predicted model, not a curated record. The coding region runs from base 1 to 444 and encodes 147 amino acids. The transcript is spliced from 2 exons.
AUGAGACAUCUCAUGGGAAAAAGUUUAAGAUUCUGUCUUUCAUUUCAUGAUGAGGUUCGCUAUCUUGUAAAAGAUGAAAGUAAAUAUGAAGCAGCACUUGCCAUGCAUAUUACAAACCUCCUUACAAGAGCAUUUUGCAUACAAAGAUUGGGACUCAAUGAUCUUCCGCAAUCAGUGGCUUUUUUCUCAUCUGUCGAAGUCGACAAAGUUCUCCGCAAGGAAGCUACAGCUGAUUGUGUGACUCCUUCCAAUCCUCGAGGAUUGCAAGCAGCCUACGGAAUUCCUCCUGGCGAAUCAUUGGAUAUAAUAUCUGCACUUAAAAAGGCUGAAGAAGAGAAAUUGAAAAAGUCUAAAAAUGCAUCUACUACAAUUGAGAAUAAUAUUACCAAAAAAGCGUUAAACAAAAAUAGAAGAAUUAUUGUAAUAAAUAAACAAAAGAUAUAA